Penicillium alfredii is the source of this 1314-nucleotide messenger RNA. RefSeq names its product SEC14 family lipid-binding protein. The record is from RefSeq and is a predicted model, not a curated record. The transcript is spliced from 4 exons. Bases 1 to 1314 code for a protein of 437 amino acids. Lineage: Eukaryota; Fungi; Ascomycota; Eurotiomycetes; Eurotiales; Aspergillaceae.
AUGUUCCUCUGGCGCACCAAAUCUCACCAUAGCCAGGCUUCCACCGAGCAGGAUGCCUCGCUCGCGCGCACGGCUUCCGCAUCGAAGAACGACGCCUCGGCCUCGGCUUCGCAGGCUGCAGGCACCGCAUGGCUUGCGGGCCAUCUGAAACACCUGACGCCGGAGCAAGAAGACAAACUGCGAGAGUUUAAGGAUGUUUGUGCGGAGCGCAAAUAUUACACCCCGGCUGGGGAGGGCGCUGAUGCGAAGCCGCCCAGCCAUGAUGAUGCUACUAUGCUACGAUUCCUGCGAGCCCGCAAGUUCGAUGUGGAAGGCGCAUGGGGACAAUUCAAAGACACGGAAGACUGGCGCCGCGACAAUUCCAUCGAGUCGCUGUAUGAGAAUAUCCGCGUGGACUCGUACGAAGCAGCGCGACGGAUGUACCCGCAAUGGACUGGCCGCCGCGAUCGCCGCGGAAUCCCUGUCUACGUCUUUGAGAUCCGCCACCUGAACUCUAAGGAGAUGGCCGCAUACAACUCUACAAUGAGCACCGGCACCCCCGACACGCACAAGUCUUCGACCGUCCCCGCGCGCUUGCUCAAUUUGUUCGCCCUGUACGAGAACCUUCUCCGGUUCGUCAUGCCUCUGUGCUCGUCGCUGUCGAGGCCCAAUCCCGAAACACCUAUCGUGACCUCGACCAACAUCGUCGAUGUGAGCGGCGUAGGGCUGAAGCAGUUCUGGAACCUGAAGAGCCACAUGCAAGACGCCAGUGUACUUGCGACGGCUCACUACCCCGAGACUCUGGACCGGAUUUUUAUCAUCGGUGCCCCGGCCUUUUUCCCUACUGUCUGGGGCUGGAUCAAGCGCUGGUUCGACCCGGUGACGACAUCGAAAAUCUUCAUUCUGUCUGCUCCCGAAGUGAAACCUACUCUCAGCUCCUUCAUGGACCCGUCUAGCUUCCCGAAGCAGUACGGCGGCGAACUCGACUGGCAGUGGGGUGAUAUGCCCAACCUGGACGAGCCUGCUCGUGAGAAGCUGCAGGGCUUGGAACAGCCCGCCGCCGAGGGCCAGACCAAGAAGGAGAUUCUCAAGGGGCCGCUACUGUUCCAGGGCAACCAGAUCGACGUGCUGGGCACGGAGAAUGGAAAGGAGCGGAGGGCGACUAUCCCGGUUCCUCAGCAGGAAACGUUGGAAUCUGAGACCAAUGGCGCCGCCACAGCAGAUCAAAUCCCCUCAACUGCUGCGGAGGAUAACGAGAAAACCGGCGGGGAGAAUGUCGCCGUCAAUGUGAACCAGGUACCAUGCAAUGAGACCCCGAACACAGUUGCCGCAUAG